Messenger RNA from Camelina sativa (false flax), 706 nucleotides. NCBI's taxonomy places the organism in Eukaryota, Viridiplantae, Streptophyta, Magnoliopsida, Brassicales, Brassicaceae. The record is from RefSeq and is a predicted model, not a curated record.
UCUACCGAACAGACCAGCUUACAGAACUAAUCCAGUAGAAACUAAAGAGCUUCAGAAGCAAGUAGAAGAGCUGAUGAGUAAGGGACAUAUCCGAGAGAGUCUCAGUCCAUGUGCAGUACCAGUAUUGCUUGUACCAAAGAAAGAUGGUUCAUGGAGGAUGUGUGUUGACUGCAGAGCUAUUAACAAUAUCACAGUGAAGUACAGACACCCAAUUCCGAGAUUAGAUGACAUGUUGGAUGAGUUAUGUGGAUCAACAGUCUUCUCAAAGAUAGAUUUGAAGAGUGGGUAUCAUCAGAUCAGAAUGAAGGAAGGAGAUGAAUGGAAAACAGCUUUCAAGACCAAGCAAGGGCUCUACGAAUGGCUAGUCAUGCCGUUUGGUCUCACCAAUGCUCCUAGCACCUUCAUGCGAUUAAUGAAUCAUGCUCUCAGACCGUUCAUAGGCAUCUUUGUGGUUGUGUAUUUCGACGACAUACUCAUCUACAGUAAAGGUCUAGAAGAACACUUAGAACACAUCCGCCAAGUUCUAAAUGUUCUUCGUUCUCAAUCCCUCUUUGCUAAUUUUUCUAAAUGUUCAUUCUGUACUACUGAGGUUGUUUUUCUAGGCUUUGAUAGGAAGCCAAUAGCUUACUUCAGUGAAAAGCUAGGAGGAUCAACGUUGAACUAUCCUACAUAUGACAAGGAGCUGUAUGCUUUGAUUCCGAUUUGA